GCACAAAUUGAGUUUACAAAACUUAAAUUUUUAAAACAAAACAAAAUUUAAUUUUUUUGCACUAGAUUUCUUCUACAUUAGCUCAAGAAAGCUAAAAUUAUAGAAUAAUAAAAAAAGAGCAUGCAGCUGAACUUCCAGUGCGCUAUUUUUACGCAAUUAUGCUUAUAAAAAAAAUAGCUUUUUUAUUAUAUACAAUUGGAUACUUUAACGCAGCAUGCAGCAGUUUAUUUUAUGGAAAAUUAGUUCUAAAAACAUCAGCUUUAAACGCGAAACACUAUAGACAUAAACCAACAGUUUUUGCUACGCGUCGUUCUACGUAUUUAAAAAAAAAUGGGGAUGUUUUUAGAAUACACAUACCUGGUAUAGCAAGAAAUGCUACGCAUGAUUCUAUUUCCUUUGAGUCCGUCCGUUGGCCAGGUUACUUUCUUCGACACAGAAUUGUUAACAACGACUAUAAAUUCAGAAUAGCAAAACCAGCACAAGAAGACAAUGAUUUUGAUCGCGAAUCAACUUUUAUUAUUCAGCGUCACACCGGUAUUGAAGGCUCCGGAAUGUUGCGCUUGUUCCAGAAUCCUCAAUACUACUUAUGCGUUCGUAAAUAUAACAAUGCUGAUUCAGCUUUAAAAGCAAUGAAAAAUGAUCAUUCAAAAGACUUUGCGGAAAGGUGUUCUUUUUUUAUUCAAAAGUUAAGACCAGAAAACGUUGACGCUGCGGUACUAAAGUCCACGCUAAACAAAAAGUCUUUAAAGGUUAAAAAAAGCGAACAAAAAAAUGACAAACGCGUUAGAAAAAUACUCGAAGAAUACAUCAAAAAUAUCGAGAACAAAAAUUCUGCCCAAACAUAUAAUACGAAAAAGUUUCUUGAUGAUCUAAAACACGCGACGUUAAAAACAAAGCCUACAUUAACAAAAAAAGUUAGAAAGUUAUAUCCCGGGCUCUCUGCUGAAAGUUAUACUGGUAAUGGACUGUUCUCCCCACAACUAAACUACAUACCAACACAAGUUAGUGCCUUUUAUAGAAUACCUAAUUCUUACAGCUACAACUAUCCGUAUUCUUACAGAAACCAAUAUUAUAAUGAAAUUGAAAAUAAAAACCCAAACUUGCUAUCUUAUUUUCCUGUGGUUUCAAGAUAUGACCCAAUGCAAACCGAUGUUCGAGCAUUCUUUGGGAAAAAAGACUAUAUAAAGACAGAAAGGUUAGGAAAAGGGUAUAACAACCAGGUUGGAACAAUGUAUGGCACUUGGAAAAAAGAAAUUAAUCCUAGAAGUGUUUUGGGUAUGGUAAGCAUUGAUGAAGAUAGUGAGCGAAAAACUCAUCAAGUAAAACGAAAUAUUAUGAAAAUAAGCAAUUUUGCCAGAAAAACAAACAAGACUUUAAAACAGAGUUCUCUAAAUAUAAUUGAGAAUCAAACAUCGCUAUUUCCAAAAAAAUAUACAAACAAUUUACAAGAAACGAUAAAAAAAAAUGCAUCUUUAUUUAGCAAAAAAACUGAAUUUAAAAUUUUAUCCAAGUUAAACCGUCCAUUUAAUAGCACUGAAUUAAGUACUGCCGUUUUUGAUCAUAAAAGUAUGACCAAGGAAUAUAGCCUUGAAAAUAAAACAUUUUUAGGCGGGAAAUAUAUUGAAAACAUGUUCCCUGAACCCAUUGACGCGACAAAGAAAAAAAUUAUAUUAAAAAAUGACUAUAAUACAUUGUUAAGUGUGAACCAUUUCGACAGCAUUCCUUCUUUUGUGCGUCAAUUUAAUGGAAAAGAGAGAAGUGAAAUUGAAAAAAAUUCCGACAAUGAAAGAGAGGGUCAUCUCAUAGGUUUGGCUGAUGCUCUUGAAACCUCAGCAGCUUUGACUGUUGAUCGACUUAGCAAAGAUAGCUUAAUGAAAGAAGUUUCCGCUUUGGGUUUUAAUGGCCCAACGUAUAAUGAAGUAUUAGGAAAUCUUACAGCCGAAUCAGAAGCUUCAAACGAUGUUGAUAAUAAUAAAAAUCGUAACAGCGAAAACACGCAAAAUUCGACUGAAAAUUUACACUCAAGAAACGAAACAAGUAAAUCAAACGUUACUAACACAAACCAAGACUCUCAUAACUCAAGUAACUCAAACCUGGUGUUAAAUAUUACUCAAAUAUCAAUAGAAAAAAUGAGCCCAAAAAACAAUAGCUUUAACUCUUCUUCCGUUUUUAAUUUAGUCAAACCCGAGAAUAAUUUAUCUGUUCUUAAUAGUACAUCUGAAUUAACGCCAACAUUAUCGUCUAGCAUACAAACGUCUCUUAACGCAAAUAAAUCAAGAAUAACUGAAGGAAAAAUAGAAAAACAAAACUCCGAUGGUUUAACUAAAAUUUCGUCAACAAAUAACCAGAAAGUUGUUAAUGGGUCAAAAACUGAGCCUCAUCAAUAUUCUACAGAAAAUAUGAUUAAAAAAGAACCAGUCUCAAGUAGCUCGCCGCAAAAAAAUGUGGAAGCAGAACAACCGCAAGUAGUUUCAAAAGCUAAAAAAAAUAAUAAAACUAAGAAAGUUGCAAAAAUCAAAAAAAAAGCAAAUAAAAAAAACAACAAAUACAAAAAAAAUCAGCAUACUGUAAAUAACCAUGCAAAGUAUGGUACAGAAGAGUUUGGCACUGAGUUUUCUAACUCAGGUGACAAUGAAGAAGAAAAUGAAAUAACUGAUAAUAAUAAUGACGAUUACACAAUGUCGCACGAUUUUAAUUGGAACGAUUAUGACGAUACAAAGUUAAACGAAGAAGCCACUCCAAACGAACAUUUUACAACGGAUAGAGAAAGCAACGAAAACAUUGAAAAAAUGUCUCAAGGAGAAAAUUAUGAAAAUGUCAAACUAGAAAACCACGACAUACACGAUAUACCGAUGGAUUCUCACGAGUUAAGUCAUCAUACUGAUGGAGAACAUUCUGAAGGAGAACACUCUGAAGGAGAGCACUCUGAAGGAGAUGGCAUAACCUAUAACAAUAUUGAUAAAGCGAAAAAUAUGGUUGAACUAGGAUCAUUUGAAAUGAAAGGAAUAGCCAGCGCCAUGGAUAAGCUCAACAAAGAAGACGUUAAUCAAUUAAGAACAAAAAUGAAAAAUUUAGAAAUCAUUGACACAAAACAUCAAAAGGAACGCUUAAGUGAAGGAACGGAUUACCACGAAGAGCUGAAGUAUGUAGCUAAUGACGAGCCUAAAGUAGAAGUCAACAACCAUGUUUCUUCUUCUAUUCUUUCACCUGGAUCUAAUGAGGCAUUUUCAGAUACAGUGUCUAACAGCAAUGUUGUUGGAGAUUUUGGUUAUCAUCCAAGUGAUGAAAGACAAGAUGCAAUUCAUGACACCAUCAAUUCAUUAAGACAGACGGCAUCUAGAGAACCUGACAUUGUUGAGGAAGCCACUGCAGUUCCUUUAAGACUAUCUCCAUCUUCUUUUCAGCCUACAAUGGUUAAGAAAGAAGGCGAUCAAUUUGAACAGAGUAGCAACGUUGAUGCAGAAGAAAAUGUUGGAAAUUAUCACGAAGAGAAUGUAGAAGAUGAGCCCGGCAAUCAAAAGCUAUUUGAAACUAAAGGAAUUGACGUGGCCUCACGCUCAAACUUAAAUAAUAUUCGUCAAAGAAAACAAAAAUCCACAAUAAAGUUGCGUGGUGUUGCUCGUAGCAAUCUAGCAAUAGUACCAGUCAUCUCAGAUGAACUACAAAGUCAAUAUUUUCGUAAAAUUCAAACAAUGGAACAAGAUGACGCAACAAAAGUUACCAAGCGCGGAGAAAUUCAUAAAGAAGUUGAAUACGGGUCUGGAGACAGCUCUCACAAUUCUAUUAUUGAUUUACUGAAUUCAACAAUUAAAUCUGAAUCUACUGCUGGUACAUUAAACAAUAAUUUUUUAAAACCUUCUUACAGUAAUAGAGAAGAAACAGAGCCUGUAAAAAGUGAAAAUCUCGUUCGUCACACUCAUCAUAUACUUAAAGUAAAAGAUGAAGAAGAAAAAGAAGAAAUAGUUAAUGGUUUGGUAGAUUACAACAACGACAAAUGCGUAUCUCUAAAGCUGAGCAACGAACUCGGCUAUCGAUAUCGACUCAUUUCAUCAAUAAACAGUCAUGGUUAUUCUCCACGAGGAAAAUUUUUCACUUUAAAAACCGUUUUUAAAGAUCCUAGCGCACACAAGUUUGUUUUGUUCCACGGAGUUGAUGACGCGAAUCCAAAUAACCAAAUUUUAUUUAACGGAAAAAAAGAAAUUGUAAAGAUUCCAGAAAACUGUAAAAGUUCUCCUGAAAUAGUGCGCGUUUCAAGCUCACUAACAGAGCUAAGCGGAACAAAGCGGAAAAGAUAUCACAUACACCAUAAAGACGCACAAAAAAUCAACAAAAUAUUCAGAAAAAGUAGCAUUUUUUACCCAACAACUUUUACUAACGGAGAAGAUAAAGCAACAUCUUAUGAAGGAGAUGAUCAAGUUUACGCGACAAAUGUUAAAGAUUACACAAGAAAAAGUGCAGUGACAAGACCACCUGGUUCUGAAAUAUUUUACGGAAAACUUGUUUUGCGAACCGAGCCGUGGGUGCCUAAAAGCAUUCUUGCCGAACGACAUUUUAUUUUUGCAACACGCUCAUCGACCUAUUUGAAAAAAGACGGCGAUGUUUUUAAGAUUCAUAAUCCAGGACUUGCUUUGAACUCUGGAAUUGAUUCUAUUUCAUUUGAAUCGGUUCGCUGGCCAGGAUUUUUUCUGAAACACCGUGCAAAUGAAAAUGAUUUCAAAUUUCGAAUUGAAAAACCAGAUUUAAAAAAUAUUGAAAAUUUCAAAAAAGAAGCUACAUUCAUUGUGGAAAAGUAUAACGGAGUAGAAGGAUCUGGAUUACUCCGUUUGUUUGAAAAACCUGAUUGGUACAUAUGUGUGCGUAAAUAUGGGUUUCAAAACUCAGCUUUAAAAGCCAUGAAAAAAGAUAAUAGUAAAAGUUUUGAGAGAAGAUGUUCAUUUUUCAUUGAAAAGUUAGAGCCAGAAAUGGUCCAAGAUGAGCUUUCUAAAACAAUGGAGAAAAAUGAAGCAAUAAGUGCAGCAAAAAGAAAAACUGUUCAGAAACCUGCAGUGGAAAUCCGGCGCCUUUUAGAUGAUUAUGUAAGUAAUGGUAGAAACGAACUGGUCAAAGAUUAUUUGCAGCACACUCUUGUUCAAGAAUCAAAACGCGAUUAUGUUAACAACGUUAGAACGAAAAAGUUCUAUCGUCCACUGCGUAAUAAUCCUGCUCUAACUGCUAAAGGAAAACAAUGGUGGGAAGAAAGAAAUAUUGAUGAAGAAUCUAAACAAUUUCUUGAAACAAAUCAAAGAGAUUCAGAUAACGAGCAUGUUGAGAGUAUACAAGGUUCUUUAAUUGCACCGAACUUACAGGAUACCAGUGUCUUUCAAGAAACAGAUCAUUAUAACAUUCCUAUUCGAAAUUUUGAUAAUAUGGAGAGCUUAACUAAAAAAGUAAAUUUGCCUGGUAGACUUGAUAGCUAUGUGUUUAAAAAAAUACCUUUCGUAAACGAUAAAGAAAAUUUAGUAAAAGAUAAUCAAAUAAUUCAGAAAUACACGCGCCUACAAAAACCGAUCCAUAAUUAUCUUCACGGUAUGAGAAGAGAUGUAGUUCCUGGAACUAAAAACAAUCAAGCUAGAUUACUAUUUCCAAAUAAAGUAAACUCUGAAAGAGGCGAAAUAGCAUCUUUGUAUUUGAGUAAAAAUAGAGAAUACAACCUCAAUGAUCAAUCUGAAAGUAUAAAUAAACGUGAAAAUGUCUACGUAAACAAAGACCAUAUACCAAGUGUUUAUAAAUCUGAUUACAGUGGUAUUUCUAUAAAAGGUUCAACCAAAAAAGCAGCCAUUAAAGUUAAACCAGAGCAUGAACUCAAACAGAGAAAACUAAAGAAACACAAAAAUCAUUCGCCAUCAUUCACCAAAACACAUUUUGUUAAAAAAGCAACAUCGAAAAAGCAUUCCAUUCCAUUGGUCAUUUACGAUGACGACGUUAUAACCAUUGAUAAACCUUCUUUAAAAGACAAAGUAGACGUUGUUGACUACGAUGAAGUGUUAAAAACACCAAAGCUUCAUGUAAAACAUGUGUACGCAGAUAGUAAUGGUCACGUGGAAGGUUAUUCGCCUGAUUCUUUGGUACGUAAAUUAACCUCACCGUCCAACAGCUUAUAUGAGCUGAAAAAACUCGGCAAACAUGUUAAGCUGGGUCAAAAAUGUAAAAGAUCUGGUACAGCAAUAAUAGAUGUGGCAGAGUGUGAUGAUGACGACCCUUAUUCUCAAAUAGGAAAUGAAACAAUUCACUUAUUAGGUGGAGAAGAAGAAGGAGCAGCUGAAAACUUGACUGCUUUUAUCGAGCAUGAUGAAGAUGACAGAGAUCAAAAACCUCAAAGUGAAGAUCCGAUUGAUAGUAUUACCACCGAGACAGCUGAUGAUGACAAAGAGAGUGAAACAGAAGAAAUAUACGGAAGACACCACCAUCAUUCUAAAAAUAACUUAGUAGAAAACGAGGAAGAAGAUGAUGCUGAAAACGAGGAGUCUGAUGAUGAAGAAAAAGAUCAUGACCAUGAGCAUUUACAUAAUCAUUUACACCAUCAUCACCAUCAUCAUCGUCAUCAUAACAACAAUGACAGUACCCAUGAAGAAGAAAGCGAAGAAGAAGAAGAGGAAGAAGGAGAAGGAAAAGAAGAAGAUCAUGACGACCACAGUAUUGAAGAAGAUCAUGAGACCGUCACUCAUCGUAAUGCUGAAGACGAAAACAACGAAUACGGACAGAAAAUGUAUCACGACGAAGAACAUGAAUGGGUUGAUGAAAAAGGAAAUACUCAUUUUUAUACGUAUGAUGCUUGGCAGCUAAAACUGCAAGAAGAUAAAAUGAAUGCUCAAAACAAAACUAACUCCAUAGUUUCUGCAUCAUUUAAUCCAGUGAGUUCCGCAGCAUUUAAUGCAUCAGAUAAUGCAAAUUCCUCAAUAUUGGAUAAAACAACUAAACUUGAUCUUAAAAAUAACAACACUGAUUUAAAAAGCAUAACACUCCUCAAUUCUUCAACUAUCAACAAUACAAAUAGCAAACUUACUAACACUUCCAACGAAAAUGUAAAUGAAAGCACUGUUAAUAUGCUUGAAAGCUCAAGUUUAACAAAAUUAAUUUCAGAGGAUAAAAAAAAUAAUAACAACUUCACUAUAGGUAAUACACUAAAACCUAAAGUUAUUGUUAAAAGUAACUCAUCAAAUAAAAAUGAAUCAAUAAGUAAUAAUAACCUUAAAAUAACAGAUGAGACUGUUCAAAAUGUGUCAAAUACAUCAAAACCUGACCAAAUAAUAAAAUAUGUCGAUGAGAAGCUUCCAAGCAAUUUUCAAGAUUCUUAUUCUUCUCAUAAUGUCCCGACGGAGUCGUUAAAACAAAAUAACAAAACAGACAAGAUGACGAUCGAAGAAAAAACCUUCUCAAACUAUACUGAUCUGAGUCAAGUAAACCGAACCGACGAUUUAAAAGCAAACAUGACAAAAGAUUCUAUCAAAUUAAAAAACCAAGAAACUAGUGAGGUUAAAACAAAUAAUCUAUCUGAGAUAAAAAACAAAAAAGUUGUUGAAAAGAACUCGAAAACUGAAAAUAAUCAAAAUGCUCAGUCAAGUUAUAAGGAUAAAUCGGAUUAUAGCCAGCAUAUGCACGAAUGGAAAGACGAAAAUGGAGAUAUGCAUUAUUAUACAGAGGAGGCUUGGAAAAUGAAAUUAGCAGAUGACAUGAAAAAAUCUGUCAAAACCAAUGACAAAAAUUCGUUAAAAAACUCAUCUCAAGAUGAAGCGCCUAAAUUUAACAAAGUUCAAUCAGACAUAGACAACAUAACCCUCCAAUCAAACAAAUUCGCCCAAAUUCUCCAUUCUGAUAUCAUCCCUUAUGAAAACAAACAAAUACCUUUAAAUUCCUCUGAAGCUUUAGUUAAAAACAUAAUCAUGAAUUUUAUUUUAAAAAAACCAAUGUUGAAAAAAAAAGGUGAACAAUUGUCAACACUGUUAGCUGAAGGUUUGAGCAAACAGCCACUGUUUAAUCGCUCUUCUUUGGAUACUCAAGAACGAAUGUUAAAGCGUUUGAAAAAUUUAACGACAACAGAGCUAAGUUUACUUUACCUCAAAAAGCUGAAAUCAAAAGGAACACUGGAACCAAAACUCUCAGAACAAAAUGAUCUUAAACCAGGAGAGGUUAUUCAAGGAAUUGUUAAUGAACUCACAAAAAAGCAAACAUACCCUAUAACCGAAAGUUUUUCGAAUAAAAAUGAAGUUCAAAACGGAUUUUUUAAAUUAGGAAACAGAGAAGAAACUAUUAAAUGGAGCACUAAAGUACAUUCUAAAAGUGGAAUGAAAACAACUGUUACCAAAUCAAACCAUACAAAAAUCUUGAAUAAGUUUCGCAUUAAGUCUGCUAACCACCCGGUAACCGGCGCUAACCAUAAAAAGGAAAAAAUGGUGAUAAACAAGAACUUUGAAUCAAAUAAUAAAAAAAAGUCAAACACAAGUCUAUCAAAAAAGCAUCUUUUAAAAAGUUCCAAUUUUGAAUCAAAUGAAAAAAACUCUUUUAACGUUGUUAGUAAGUUUAUUGAACAAAGUAUGACUGAUGUAGAUCCGUCAAUUUCGGAAGAGCAUAAAAUUGCAGACCAGAUAGAUAAAUCUUCAAAAGAAAUAAGCAUAGAAAAAGCAAAUGAAAAUAGUUUUGAAGAAAAUGUUAAGGAAAAUAUAAACCGUGAACUAAACAACACCAAUGUUAAUCAAACUCUACAUAACUCAGACGAAAACAAUUACAUGACAGAAAGCGGAGAACCGGUGGAAACAAAUACCGGAACAAUUUCAAAAGAAUACAAGACUGAAUAUGCAACUCGUGAUGAGAGCGCUGUCUUAAAAGAUAACACAAUUCAAUUUAAUAACAACUCCAUAGUUAAACAUCAAUGGAACCAACCUCAAGAGCAGAUGCAACAGCAAUCAUCACAACAACAACAGCAAAAUAUUAAUCAAGCUCAAAUAAAUCUUGCCCCAGCCUUGAAACCUGAAACUUUGAAAGACAUUCAUAUUUUUAAAGCAGGCAAACCUGAACCUCAUUUGGAAGGAUUAAAACCUAAAGAAAACCAAAAAAAAUUGGAGUACAAAGCAAAGAAAAAAAUUAAAAAAAUCAAGCAGAAUAAGUUUUUACCAACCCCUUCAAACUCAGUUAAUCCAAUCUGGUCAGUAAAUUCUUUUGACAAUUCAAACAAUAAAAGUACAAAUGAAAACUUUCCACAAAGUGUGAAACAUGAGUUAAAUGAAAUAGUUUACAAUAACAAAUCGAAUAAAAUUAACAAAUAUUCUAAUAAAUUGUCUCGUACAACUUCUUUACCAGUCAGUUCAGAUUCCGUUAAUAUAAAAGAAACCUUGAACCUUGAGUCAAGUGAUCCAGAUAAAUUAUUUAAACAGCUUGAAAAAAGCACACAGAUGCUAAAAGACCGUCUUCAUGUAACUAACGAAACAAUAAAAACUAACUUUUCAGAAGCUCCGAGUAGCCAGCUAAAAGAAAAUGUUUCGGAAAAACCAAAUGAUCAUACAAAAUCAGAAAAUGAAGAAGCGGACGUUUUAAGCGAAAGUGCGGCACUUGUGAAAUUAGCCGGUUUAGAUGACUUUGAUGAAAUUUCGGGUAUUGAAGAAAGCCAAGCCAGUUCUAUUAGCGGAACAAGUAACGAUGAUGAUAACUUGCUUUCUGAAGGUUCAGGAAAAAAAUUAUUGUCAGAACUAACGGAUAGCAAAAUUAAAGCAAAUAUAAACCUAUUAUCGACUGAAAAUAUUGAAAACCAAAAUAUUCAAAAUCAAGAUAGCUCAUUAAUUUUGACCCCAAAAUUGAAAAACAAAUCAAAUGAAAAUAAGGCAAAUCUUGACAAAUUGGCUCGUUUUGCCUCAGAUAUUUUAAAAGUACAUCAGAAUAAAGAGUUAACUGAUGAUAAAAAUAGCGAGAUAAAUAAGUCAUCACUUACAGAUUUACUAUCUUCUGUUCUAAAUUCUAGUGAAAAAGAUAAUUCUUCACUUGUUGCACAAUCGAAUGAAAAAAAUAAAGAUAAUGAUCUAUCUUUAAAUUUUUCAAAACCAAAACUCAAAUUCAAUGGUCAAAGCUCUGAAAAAAUAUUGCUCGGACCUAUUCUGCAAGAGGCUAAAAUAAAACACUUAAGUAUAAAAAAAGAAAAUCCUAAAAAAGAAAAUUCUCAAAGCAACGAAUCUCUUUCAAUUGAUGAUGACGAUACAAAAGACAUGAGUAGUAUAUCGCAAGCUCUAGAUGAAGUAAUGGUAAAAGACGGAGAAAAUAGCAUGAAAACAUUAGAUUCAAUUGAUAAAAGCGCGCAGGAUAUACUAAGUGAAGGGAGCGGAGACUUUAAAACUUUAAAUUUGAAUUAUGAUAAGACAAGUAACGACGCCAGCCUACAAGAAAAUGACAAAAUAAAACAUGAAGAAAAUUCAUUACACAUGAAAACUAUGCUACCAAGUCCAAUAACAACACCACAAAGGCAAACAGAUAAAGAAUCUAUAGGAUUCUCAGUUCAUAAAAACCUUACAAGGAACGGGAAAGAAAAGAAAGUAAAGGAAGAAGCGGCACGAGAUGAUCUUAUUCACGAAUUUCGACAACUUUUAAAUCUUGCAGAACAAAAAAAUUCCGAACUUUUGCCGACAGAUUCAAAAGAUAAAAGUUCUUCAUCUUUAAACAACCUAAUACAAAGUACCAAUGCGGAACAAGAAGAAACCAAUGAGAAUAAAAUUGAUCCAAACGCUAAGUUCACAGAAACAAAUAUAGGAAACACAGGGGAUGAAGGAGAUGAGCGCGAAGGAGAUCUUAAAUCUUUGCACAAUAAAGGUAAUUUAGAAGAAAUGGAAGACAACGAUUCAUUCCAUCAACAUAGAAUUGUAACAGUAAAAGAUGAAGAGGAAAAGGAAAGAAUGGUGAACGGACUUGUAACUGAGAACGACCGCUGCGUCUCAAUUCAAUUUGAAAAUGAACUUGGAAAUCGCUAUAAGUUGGUAUCGUCUAUUAACAACCAUGGUUACACACCACGUGGAAAAAUAUUCACACUUAAACAAGUAUUCAAAGACCCUCGAGCGCAUCGUUACGUUUCGUUUCACGCAACCGACGAAUCAGAUGCAAAUCGUAUUGUGUUGUUGAACGGCGCUAGAGAACUUGUUGCAGUGCCUGUAUCUUGCCGCUAUAAGCCUCGAAUUAUCCAUGUCACGAGUCAUCAAUCUGCUAAAUUGACAAAUUUGUUUAAAAAAAAUGGCGUUUCAAAAAAAAGGACUAAAUCUUUGAAUUCGCCGUUUGAUAAAGAAAAUGAAGUUGCAAUGUGUUCCUCUCGAUGUACCGAGUAUUGUCUUAGCUCUUGUCCAAAUUACUGUUGCUCUGCGCCAGUUAUCAGUAAAGAUCAGCAACAAUUAUUUCCUGGACAAAAACAAAAUUCAAACCCUUUUGAUGAAGAAAUGAAUGUUUUAUCUGCAGGUGAAGAAAUCUCCGAUAACGCAGGAGGAAUGGAAACAGAGGAUUUAGAUCGUUCAUAUUCACAAGAUAGCAAUUCUGAUAGUCAACAAGAUCGCUGGUGGUGGUAAUAAAUUGCGUAAGUAAGUAAAUACGUUUACAGAUUGCCAACAACUUGCGUUAUCUGUGGUAUUGAAAGUAGUAAACGCAUCAUAUAAAGUUUAUAAAACAGCUAGAAUUAAUCUCAAUCUACUGUCCAAUCACAGUUCUAGAUCAAAUCAUUAACAAUAAAAAUAAAUGUUUUUAGGAAUCAAUAAAAUGGUUGAUAAAGAGGAUAUACAAUUGUUUCUACGAAUUUUAAUACUAAAAUGUCAUAACAAAUGUUAUAAAAACUCUUUUAUUUAUUUAUAAUUAUUAUUUUUUGUAAAAUAUUUUGUUUAAUAAAAUUAUUUGCAUAAAGUCGUAAUAAAACAUAGACCA
This is a messenger RNA of Hydra vulgaris (swiftwater hydra), 11916 nucleotides long. Its product is annotated as protein PF3D7_1417600. Gene Ontology annotation, molecular function: alpha-L-arabinofuranosidase activity. Gene Ontology annotation, biological process: L-arabinose metabolic process. NCBI's taxonomy places the organism in Eukaryota, Metazoa, Cnidaria, Hydrozoa, Anthoathecata, Hydridae. The record is from RefSeq and is a predicted model, not a curated record.